GCAUUCACCUGUUUCCUCAACCUGUUUCUGUCUCCACCGCCCCUCGAGCAGGCAAUACCAAAAACCUGAUAUUUUUAGUUUAUAGUUGGAUUUAAAUCUACUUUUUUGGGUUGAGAACCCUCAGCCAGUGACGGCAGAAGGUAGAAGGUUUUGUGUUCGUUUCGGGAUUUUGGAUGUCUUUUGCUUCGGACUCCGACCUCAGUGCAAGCUAGGCCUCCCUGACACAAGGAAGUGUUGGACCUCCGGUUGCUUUGAACUCCACAACAUCCUCGUUAUUAUAAAUGACGCCUAAUGUGCUCGGGCGGCAACCCUGAAAGGCGAUUAAAUUUCGAUGGUGAUCUGUUGACAGUGGACCCGGGACGCUUAAGAACGUUUUGUGGAUAGUAAACAGGAUAAAGGGACAAGGUGAGCAUCUCUGUGGAGGACAUGGACCUCUCAGUUGAGAACACCUCCAUAGUCCAUCUGACUGCGCCCAUACUCCCGGACAAGGCUGACAUCUCCAACAUGACCAUCCUUCGCACAGGCAACGGCACCAUCGUGGAGGACCAGAUGUUCUUGAACACGAUGCCCGCCCGCGGCCUCUCUGGCAUCUUUGUGUGGUCCGCCUUGCUCAUCACCUGCCACCAGAUCUACACGCACCUGCGCUCCUACACCGUCCCCAACGAGCAGCGCUACAUCAUCCGAAUCCUCCUCAUCGUGCCAAUUUACGCCUUCGACUCCUGGCUCAGCCUGCUCUUCAUCAGCAACAACCAGUACUACGUCUACUUUGACUCCGUGCGAGAUUGCUACGAAGCAUUUGUCAUUUAUAAUUUCCUGAGUCUGUCCUUUGAGUACCUGGGAGGAGAGAGUGCAAUCAUGUCCGAGAUCCGAGGGAAGCCAAUACAGUCAAGCUGCCUGUAUGGUACCUGCUGUCUGGUCGGAAUGAGCUACUCCAUCGGAUUCUUAAGAUUUUGUAAACAGGCAACGCUUCAAUUCUGCAUUGUCAAGCCCAUCAUGGCCGCCAUCACCAUCAUCCUGCAGGCCUAUGGAAAAUACCACGAUGGGGAUUUUAACGUGAACGGAGGAUACCUGUACAUCACCAUCAUCUACAACUUCUCCGUCAGUCUGGCGCUCUACGCCCUCUUCCUCUUCUUCUUUGCCACCAGCGACCUCCUCAGGCCGUACGAGCCCGUGCUCAAAUUCCUCACCAUCAAGUCUGUCAUCUUCUUAUCCUUCUGGCAAGGAAUGGUUCUCGCCAUCCUGGAGCGCUGCGGCGUCAUUCCCAACGCUCUGUACAUCGACGGGCAAGAGGUCGGCGCCGGCACCGUGGCAGCGGGCUGGCAGAACUUCAUAAUCUGCAUAGAGAUGUUCUUUGCUGCCAUUGCCCUCCGAUACGCCUUCACAUGCACGGUCUACCAGGAGAAGAAGAACGAUGUGCCAGAGAACAUGCCGCCAAUGCAGAGCAUCUCCAGCGGUCUGAAGGAGACCAUCAACCCAGGCGACAUGGUCCAGGAUGCCAUCCACAAUUUCUCCCCCGCUUACCAGCAGUACACCCAGCAGUCCACACAGGAGGUGGUCCCGCCCUGUUCCAACGGGAAAGCCGGCCCCUUCGCCAGCAGGUCCCGCAAGCCGGACAAGGUCAUGCUGAUCACGUCUGACGAUGAGUUGUAAGCAGUCAGAUGCAGGUGCGUGUGUCCUCGCCGCCACUUAUCUCCCCAGCGCCUCCCACCUUAGGGAAAACAGAGUGUCUCAAAGGUCACAAAAACUGUUCAGUUUGCAUCCUCUCAGUAUUGACGCAAGGGUCGUAAGGAACAUUUACUGACACUGGUUUUUAACACCACUAUCUCACUAACCCGAGAUUUUUCUGUCUUGGCCUUAAAAAUACCUCCGGUAUCUGACGAGCCAAACAAGCAACAUCCAGGAGGAUGCCAAUGGUUGGGAGCGCCACCUAGUGGACUGCAUCUGCCAUUUUUCACACAUUUGUUCUCAAAACAUGGACAGCUUCCAGGAAGAAGACACGUAUUUUGGAGCAGGUACUUCAAACUGCAGAAUCCUUUAUAUGUAUUUAAUGUCAACAUCAAAUCAGCCCACCUCCUACAAAGUGGGAGUUGUAUUGGUCUUUUUACUGCUUUAAAUAGUCUAAAUAGACAGCUGAUUUUGUACCACCAGCAUUAAUAUUAUGAAUACUAGUAUGCUUGGCAAAGCCUUUUAGUGUCAGGGGUCACUAUUUAUAAUUUUGUUUUCAUUAUGUACAGAAUUGAUUCAUGUAAUUUUAAUAUCAACUGAAAUCAAUACAAUUUUGGUAGUUACCACGUUUGUACACACAUUUACAAUUAUAGUACCCAUUUGUGCCAAUGAUUGCUGUCUUGACAGUAGAGAACAAAAAUAAACUAGCAUGUGGGUCCUUUGGAUUUGAAUUCACCCAAAAAUAAAAA
Dunckerocampus dactyliophorus (ringed pipefish) is the source of this 2414-nucleotide messenger RNA. It is a transcript of the gene tmem184a, whose product is annotated as transmembrane protein 184a. NCBI's taxonomy places the organism in Eukaryota, Metazoa, Chordata, Actinopteri, Syngnathiformes, Syngnathidae. Gene Ontology annotation, molecular function: transporter activity. Bases 427 to 1650 code for a protein of 407 amino acids. Gene Ontology annotation, cellular component: early endosome membrane. The record is from RefSeq and is a predicted model, not a curated record. The transcript is spliced from 9 exons. Gene Ontology annotation, biological process: transport.